AUGACGAACCCGAUCACGUUGCGCGCAACCCCCACCAUACAACGGGACCGCCCGCAACUACAGCCAACCCUCAACACUACAUUAGACACAUCGACCACCUUGACCCCAGACUCGACCCACCGACGAGCCAGGCGACGUCGAGACCCGCUCGGACCAUCCGACCGCGACUUCGACCGCAUAGCUAGACACAUAACCCGCUUUGACCCCCGGCCCGGCAUACCUACAAACACCCGGUCAUACCUACGCGUCGUCGACUUCCACGCCGACCGCAUACCACACGCGUCUCAAGAUGACAAAAUAUUCUUGAUUAGACUCACGUCCAAUGGAGAGGUGAAUGACUUCAUCGAAAGGCAACCAAGGGCUAUAAAACAUGACUACAACGAGCUCUGCAAAGCCAUCCUAGCAGAAUACUCAGACUACGGCGCCUCCGGGACCCUCACGGCAGCCAUGGCAGUCAAACAAGCUCACAACGAGCUUGCGGAAUGCUACUACCACAGGUUGCGACAGGCCUUCUUCGGCAACCGAAACUACGAAGGGAUGGAGGAAGAAACGAAUUUCAGGGCCCUGUACCUCCAAAACCUCCACCCCAACCUUAGCCAGCUACUGGGCGUGUACGCCUGCCCCCUUACACAGGACAUACGGCAACUGAAGACCCUGGUGGCACGAGCACAAGGCAAACAUCUGCUCAAGACACAGGCAAAGCCCCAAACCCAGCCUACGGUGGAGGAACAAGCCCUCCUCCGCACGCUCCUGCGCAAAGCCAGAGAGAAGAAGACAGACAACGCCGACGUGUUCGCAGUGUCCGUGUCGGAUGACGCCGAGAAUGCCCCCUACCACAUGGACGACAAUCUCAGCGAACAGGAGCUAAAUGAUGACUACUCAAGCGCACAAACGGUGGACACCUGCUACGACCAGAGGGAUGUCAUGGUAAUACAGGUAGGCUCCAUCACAGACCCACGAGAGGACGGCCCCUCGACAACCAACUGCGAACCACCGUUCCGCCAAUUCAUUGGCGAUCUACAACAAAGAGGUACCUACGGGAAACUCUACCUGCCCGUAACACUCGAAGACCAAUGGGAACAUGAGGCGCUUGUGGACACAGCUGCCGAUAUCAGCCUGAUUGGCGAAGACCUCUUCGGUAAGUUACAGUCUAUGGCCAGUAAAUCCCACAGACACCUAAAAACGCAGCCAUGCGACUUAGAAAUACACCCCUAUUCCCAGGUAGAUACGACCAUACGUAAAAUGGCUCUAAUGCGACUGACCGUAGGCCCCAUGACACUGGUCCACCCGGUCUACAUCUCCCCAUUCAACACGCAUCCGCUCCUAUUGGGCCAGGACCUUCUAAAUCGAUUUAAGCCCCUAAUAGACUACCAACAUCUAAAGAUCUGGACACAGGUCCGGGAGCCCUUGCCCAUUCCGCGCCCGUUGGGCGAAAACCACCGCUACUCCGUAAACGCGCCGCCCGCGAACGGACCACAACCCGCCGCAGCACAAACCGAUCAGGGGACGCCCACAACCUGCGCGAACGCCACGCGCACGGCCCCCGACCUCGACAGAACGAGCAAGAUGGGAACCCCUCACCAUCGAGUGCCUUAA
This is a messenger RNA of Knipowitschia caucasica, 1596 nucleotides long. Lineage: Eukaryota; Metazoa; Chordata; Actinopteri; Gobiiformes; Gobiidae. The record is from the annotation of a GenBank genome assembly.